AUGAUUUGUUCCAGUGUUUUUGAUACGUGGUGGCCGCUUGUAUUCAUUUCUGCAUAUAUUGUUUGUCCUGCAUCAUGUUCCGAAGUCACAGUGAUAACCGAUCCAAAGUUCAGCACGCCUAUCACCAAUGUAACGGCAGCCGUGGGACGAGAAGCAACCUUAACAUGUGUAGUGCAUGAUCUAGGUGCUUAUAAGGUCGCAUGGUUGCGGGUGGACACCCAAACAAUUCUCACCAUCCAAAAUCAUGUCAUUACGAAGAACAAACGAAUUGGUAUUACAUAUACAGAGAAAAAAACUUGGCAGCUUCGAAUCAAGGACAUCCGUGAAACAGAUCGGGGAUGGUACAUGUGCCAAAUCAAUACGGAUCCAAUGAAAAGCCAGAUGGGAUAUCUGGAUGUUGUAGUACCGCCGGACAUACUGGACUACCCAACCAGCACUGAUAUGGUCGUACGGGAGGGUAGCAACGUGACGCUGCGAUGUGCCGCCGUAGGAUCGCCUGCCCCAGCAAUCGUGUGGCGCCGUGAAGCUGGCGAUAACAUCUCCCUGCAAGACGGUGAGCAAGUAUCAUCAGUCGAAGGUCCAACGUUCACAAUACCGAAAGUCAACAGACUGCAUAUGGGUGCGUAUCUAUGCAUUGCGUCCAAUGGAGUUCCACCGUCUGUUAGCAAACGGGUAAUGUUGAUAGUGCACUUUCCACCGAUGAUAUGGGUGCCCAAUCAGCUGGUCGGAGCGGUUGAAGGUCAACGAAUGACUCUUGAGUGCCACUCGGAAGCGUAUCCCAAGUCAAUUAACUAUUGGACCCGCGAAAAGGGUGACAUUGUUCCCCAAGGUGGUAAGUACGAGCCGGUUCUGAUAGACAACGCGUACAAAGUGGUGAUGAAGCUGAGCAUCAAGGUUGUGAGCCAGGCCGAUUUUGGUGCCUACAAAUGUAUCGCUAAAAAUUCCUUAGGGGAAACCGACGGAACCAUCAAACUAUACAAGCUACCAAAAAGUGCAAUCAACUCAGUGGAAACUAUAGACGGCAAGCGAAGAAAUAAAUCGCGAAAAGGGAGUAACUUUUACGAAUCUAAUGAUUUUAUGGAUGAAGAUUUGGACAGCACCAGUAAGAGGAAAGAUGUAAUAAUAAGUGGUAAUCGGAAUGACGACAGCUAUGAAAUAUCAACAACCGGGGUGAAUGGAGCCAUUUGCUUGAAAGAAUUGUUGUGCGGCAGGAUACACAUAGUAAUAGUUUUAGCAGUUGUCAUUUUCGCUUUGCAAACCGGAACGAUAUGACGCUUGUAAUGAUAAGUCUACAUCAUAGAAUAGAAUAGAGUAGAAAGCCAAUAGAAUAGAGGGAUUGUUUAUUUCGAUCGUUCCGUUCAUGUUGAUUCGGUUUAGCGAAAAAGCUAUUAAGGUUCCAUUAAACUAUUGUUAUGUAAUAUGAAAAUGAGUUAAUAUUGCGAGUUGUGUUACACCAAACACGAUUGUAAACGAUACAGUUUAUGCAGGAAACAAUUAAAAACUGCAAAACAAAGAUAGGGAAAUAUGCGCUAGAAAUGAAAAAAUGAAAAGCUAGUUAUAAAUUGUAAAUACGCUGCUACGUUUAGUAAGUUCUACCUAAACCAACAAUCCAAAAGCAACAUCGAUACAUAUCCUUAGGCAAAUGAAUAAGAUUAGAUAACAAACAACUCACAAAAACACACAAAAGAGCCAAUGCUUGUACAACAUUAAUGCUUAAUCGGCAUCGGCUUCAGAGAAAAAACAAUGUGUUGAGAAAAUGUAGGCUUUAAGAACUGGAACAUACU
This is a messenger RNA of Anopheles moucheti, 1784 nucleotides long. RefSeq names its product opioid-binding protein/cell adhesion molecule-like. The coding region runs from base 1 to 1272 and encodes 423 amino acids. NCBI's taxonomy places the organism in Eukaryota, Metazoa, Arthropoda, Insecta, Diptera, Culicidae. Gene Ontology annotation, cellular component: neuron projection. The transcript is spliced from 10 exons. The record is from RefSeq and is a predicted model, not a curated record.